Messenger RNA from Klebsormidium nitens, 1779 nucleotides. The record is from the annotation of a GenBank genome assembly. Lineage: Eukaryota; Viridiplantae; Streptophyta; Klebsormidiophyceae; Klebsormidiales; Klebsormidiaceae.
AUGGCUGAAACCAGCGGGCAAGGACAGGGCAGCUGGGGGGGUGCUCAAAAUACUGAAAAACGGAGCACUCAGAACAAUAUGGAAAGAGGAGAUAGGUACGACAGCGACAGCAGCUCCUCUUACGUCAGCACAGACGAAGAAGACGAGCGGGAGCAACGGCAAACAUCGCAGCCGGGGCCCUCGGGGCGUAGCGGCUUAGCUCAGCAUGACGUCACCUCAACAGGUGGCUCAGCUAGAACAGAAAGGGGGACCUCAGCAAUGCGGUUUCGGGAUGAAAGAAAGCGGGUUAGUGGUUUUGGGUUAGGGCAGAGUUUGCAGGGAACGAGCAUGGGUUUUGCGGAGGGGUUAGCUAGAGAUGAAGCGGUUGCAUUCAGCUAUCUGCAGAGCCUGGGGCCAAUGAAUCCACUUGUGCGCCCAUCGCUGAUUCAGCAGCAAGAAAAGCGAGGGGAGCUCACCGUAGAAUCGGUCCUGCGGCCAGUGCUUGCAGAGAGCGGCCUCCGCUUUACGGACCUCUUUCUGAACCCAAACACACAGACUGUCGAAGACAUCGUCAGUCCGUGCUUCAACCUCUCCCUCAUUCGUGCCCUCCAUGUACCCAUCACCGGGUUGGCCCGCCCGGUGCUUCGACGGACCGUACGCGUCUGCCUGUAUGACGGGUCCCGAUUUUUGGGAAACUUCGUGACGAUGCCUUGUAAGACGCCAAAGAGGGACGUCGAGCCGUGGAUCUUUUCAACGAAGGCAAGUUACUCAAAGCACACAGAGCUUCCGAAACUUUUGCUUAAAUUAGGAAGGGAGAAGGGUUACGGGUCGUCAAAGCGCUUAGGGCCUCAUUACAAAUGGUCAGGAUCGACAGAGCUUCUUCUCAGCGAGACAUCAAACGGCUGGGACGCCGCGGGGAACCAGUGCCUGGUCCGGAGCAACGCCUGCCCGGGGGUGCUCACCGUGUACAUCGAACUGAACGUCUGCUAUGACGCCAGCGCCGAGGAGGCGACCGGGGCGUUGAACCGGGCGGGCUCGCGGACGGACCAGUCCCAGGUGGACGAAAUCACGUGCGCGCACGCCACGUUUCAGUUUCCGAAGACUCCGAAUGUCGGCAAGCAGUUGGCCGAGGACCGCGAGUUUGUGGUACCGCUGAUGGGGGGAUCUCUCUCAGCGCCGGUGGACCUGCAAGAGCUGGCGAAGCGCGAGGGGAGGAGCGCGUCGCUGUGGACGCGGCUCGCCGCGAAGCCGCCCAAGCCGACGCUGCGGCUGCGCAUCUCGCGGCUCAGCCAAGCGGAGCUCCAGCAAUCCAAAUCCCUUCCGAGUACCGUCCUCGCCACCCCCGCGCAGCUCCCAUUUUUCACGAUGCACCGGCAGCUCGCCGCGCGCCGCCUGCUCGCGCACACGCACUCCGUCGGCGCGCCCGCGGCCGCUCCCGCGCUCGCGCUCUUCCCGAAGCUCGCGGACGACCCGGCGCUCUUCGAGGCGCUGUUCGCGGUGUGGCAGAAGCGCGCGAGCUCCGUGACACGUGUCGAGCAGGCGCGGCCCGACGUGCAGCUGGUGCAGUUCCAGCGGUGCCUCCUGCAGCUGUGGCCGCUGACGCGGACGCGCGAGAUACCGCCACGUGGCAUGGCGAGUGACGCUAUGGGGCAGGACGCGCGCGCAGCGGUGAUCCGGAAAUACAUACAAAGGCCAGUAGGGGAGAACCUGAGCAGCAGCCAGGCCCACUGGAUGCACAAACCGUUCGACUCGAGAGAAUUCGUGUACGAUUGGCAGAGCGGAGUGAGUAGAGUCAGCUAA